Messenger RNA from Cuscuta campestris, 1150 nucleotides. NCBI's taxonomy places the organism in Eukaryota, Viridiplantae, Streptophyta, Magnoliopsida, Solanales, Convolvulaceae. The record is from the annotation of a GenBank genome assembly.
AAAAGAAAUUCCAAAACAAACCAACUCCUCCACCCUCGCCCCAUUUCCUCCCUCACGCUAUAAAGCAGAUCGCGCCAUUCUGAAAAAGUGAAAAAAACGGGAUCUUGCAGCCACCGCCCACCGCCACCGCCCACCGCCACCGGAGUUGAGGCGCCUCUCGAAUCUCAUCCAAGGUGCGAAAUUUUAGCCAGAAUUCCGCUGGGUAAGAGAGAUUUGGUGAUUGUUUGAUAGCUUUGGGUGAUCGGAAGCUUGAUAUGUAAGGAAUGGUGACUACUGCAUUCAGAAAGAUUGUGUACCCUUGUUGGAGGCCUUCCAUUGAAGACGAAGGCCAAGACUGGAGCAGCAGAGGGGGAGACCCUAAUGGAUGGGUUGAUGGGUUGCUUUGGUAUAAAGAUAUAGGGCACCAUUUGAAUGGGGAAUUCUCCAUGGCUGUGAUUCAAGCUAAUAACGUACUGGAAGAUCAGAGCCAGCUGGAAUCGGGGGCACUGAGCUCCGUUGAAACGGGGCCUCAAGGGACAUUUGUUGGGGUGUAUGAUGGACAUGCUGGUCCGGACGCUGCCCACUUCAUAUCUAAUCACCUUUUCAACAAUAUCAAGAAAUUUACCACCCAAAAGCAAGAAAUGUCAGCUGAGGUUAUAACCAAAGCAUAUUUGGAAACAGAAGAGGAGUUUCUAUCUUUGGUCAGAAAGCAGUGGCUUAUGAAACCUCAAAUUGCUUCGGUGGGGUCAUGUGUUUUGGUUGGCAUUGUCUGCAAUGGUUUAUUGUAUAUUGCGAACGCUGGAGAUUCCCGUGCAGUAUUAGGAAGAGUUGAGAAGCACACGAAAGAUGUUAAAGCCAUACAAUUGUCUUCUGAACACAAUGCAAAUCUGAAAUCUGUUAGAGACGAACUACACUUGUUGCAUCCUGAUGACCCGGAGAUAGUAGUCUUGAAGCACACAGUUUGGCGCGUCAAGGGGCUUAUACAGGUAAGUAGGUGACUUAUUGAGAACUUUUUUCUGUGCCAUCCGUUCUUAUCAUUUGCAAUUGUUCAUGAUAUUGUCACUUCAUGCCUUCUAUUAAUUGAUUAAUUUAGAGCUCACUUGCUAGUUACUAGAGUUGUGCUAGAUUCAUGGUGUGAGAGUUGUGAUCUUAAUAACAUAAUCAUGGAAUC